Molecule: messenger RNA, 551 nt
Organism: Racocetra fulgida
Lineage: Eukaryota; Fungi; Glomeromycota; Glomeromycetes; Diversisporales; Gigasporaceae
Source: the annotation of a GenBank genome assembly
UAAAGCGGGGUGCCGCUGUUACCGUUUUGCCCUAUGAUUUUGACUUUAACAAAAUAGCUGAUGAAUUUGAUGGGCUAUUCAUCUCUAAUGGUCCUGGAAACCCUAAUUUGGUUACUGAAACUGUGCGCAAUUUGCGUACUGCAUUGAAUACUUACGAAAGACCUAUUUUUGGCAUCUGUAUGGGCAAUCUAAUAUUAGGGCUUUCCGCAGGCCUUAAAGUUUUCAAAUUGAGGUUUGGAAACCGUGGUCAUAACGUUCCAGCGGUUUCUACAUCCGAUGGAAAGUGUGCCAUCACUUCCCAGAAUCAUGGGUAUGCUCUUGAUGAUAAAAUCAUGCCCGAAGGAUGGACUAAAUACUUCUUUAAUGCUAACGAUGGUUCUAACGAGGGCAUUCGACAUAAAACACUUCCACGGUGGUCAGUUCAAUUCCAUCCUGAGGCCAAAGGGGGUCCCCAGGAUACCGAGUUUCUUUUCGAUGAGUACCUCGACCGCGUUCGAGCCGAUAAGCUUAAACGGGUCGGAACCAGUGUAUUUAUUCCAGAAAUUUCAACC